UCCAAACCCGGAAGCGUGAGGCUCGCGCCCACAGCGCGAACCGUUCGUUCGGGAAGGGGGAGCGCGGCCGCUGAAGCUUGUCGGGCCGCGCGCCCCGCCCCUCGGAGGCCCGCCCUCCAGCUCGCCCCCACAGCCCUCUGGGCCUGCGGGUACUGAGCGCACCGGCAGCCCGCAGUGACCCAGACUCAGCCACCUCCCCGGCCUCUACUGGAGGGAAGAGCCGCCUUGGGGAGGAGGGAAAGGGACGUGGGGGUGGCCACGGCAGGAUGAAUUAUAACUACAUCUGUGCACACUGGUUUCAGCAUAAGACUGGCUAAUGAUAUUCUUGGUACUUUUGAGAACAGCUUAUGAUUUUAACAAACUUUUCUAAAAUUACCAUCCUAGCCUUGAGAGAACAGACCAUUAUUGCAAUGUCAAGGUUGUAAAUCAAGUUUAAUAACGGAUGUCUACAUCUCUCAUCUCCUUGGGGUUUAGUAACCCCCCCGAGAUUAAAGGGUUAACCUCCAUUUCAGCUAAUCAUGGGAGAGAUUAAAGUCUCUCCUGAUUAUAACUGGUUUAGAAGUACAGUUCCCCUUAAAAAGAUCAUUGUGGAUGAUGAUGAUAGUAAAAUAUGGUCGCUGUAUGAUGCAGGCCCCAGAAAUAUCAGGUGUCCUCUGAUAUUUCUUCCCCCUGUCAGCGGAACUGCAGAUGUGUUUUUCCGGCAGAUUUUGGCUUUGACUGGAUGGGGUUACCGGGUUAUAGCUUUGCAGUAUCCAGUUUACUGGGACCAUCUUGAGUUCUGUGAUGGAUUCAGAAAACUUCUAGACCAUUUACAACUGGAUAAAGUUCACCUGUUUGGGGCUUCUUUGGGAGGCUUUUUGGCCCAGAAAUUUGCUGAAUACACACAUACAUCUCCCAGAGUGCAUUCCCUCAUCCUUUGCAAUUCCUUCAGCGACACCUCCAUCUUCAACCAAACUUGGACUGCAAACAGCUUUUGGCUGAUGCCGUCAUUUAUGCUCAAAAAAAUAGUUCUUGGAAACUUUUCCUCUGGCCCAGUGGACCCUAUGAUGGCUGAUGCUAUUGAUUUCAUGGUGGACAGGCUGGAAAGUUUGGGUCAGAGUGAACUGGCUUCAAGAUUAACCCUGAAUUGUCAAAAUUCUUAUGUGGAACCUCAUAAAAUUCGGGACAUCCCUGUAACCGUUAUGGAUGUAUUUGACCAGAGUGCGCUUUCAACUGAAGCUAAGGAAGAAAUGUACAAACUGUAUCCUAAUGCCCGGAGGGCUCACCUUAAAACAGGAGGCAAUUUCCCAUACCUGUGCAGAAGUGCAGAGGUGAAUCUUUAUGUCCAGAUACAUUUGCUGCAAUUCCACGGAACCAAAUACGCGGCCAUUGACCCGUCGAUGGUCAGUGCCGAAGAGCUCGAGGUACAGAAAGGCAGCCUCGGCGUCAGUCAGGAGGAGCAGUAGUUGUGGUGUUGGCUAUUAAUGAGGCGUGAUCCAGAGAGUUCUCGCACAAUCAUGGCGUCAGUGCCCGCCCGGUGGCCUCUGCAUUCGGCUGUCAGGCUCACUGGUUAUCACUGUGUUUGGAAGCAGGACUGAUUGUCAUCUUUGUGACAGGCGGCAGCUCUUCUAAGCCAGUGUAACUGUUCCCUCUUCGGUUUUUUUAGCUUUUGAAUUUGAGGAAGUACUUUUGAAGACUCCCAUUUUAAGAAUUGUGAAGAUUUUGCUACCAAAAGUCAUCACCACUGUGUUCUUAAGCAAAUAUUAAUUUCUGAAGUUUGGGAUUUUGUGGGUUGUUGUUUUUUUGGGGUUUUUUUUACCUUUUCUUUUUCUUUCCUCCUUUCUUUCUUUUUAUGUUAUUUGCUGUAAAUGCUGCACAUCCAGGUUGUGUAUCAGAAGGACAUCGGUUAUUUUUAUGCUUUCUUGGUUAUGGGUGUUAUCAAGUGCCAAGCUGUCACCCCACCGUGUGCUCUCCUGCAACAUCAACUAGUUCUAAUUUCCAGUUACAGAGAAUCAUUUUCAGUUUUAUCUGUUGUCUUUCUAACCAUUACAGUCAUUUGGAAUAAAAAUUCAAUUUCAGUGAA
Molecule: messenger RNA, 2062 nt
Organism: Suricata suricatta (meerkat)
Lineage: Eukaryota; Metazoa; Chordata; Mammalia; Carnivora; Herpestidae
Gene: SPG21
Product: SPG21 abhydrolase domain containing, maspardin
Exons: 10
Coding region: 519-1445 (308 amino acids)
Cellular component (GO): trans-Golgi network transport vesicle; cytosol
Molecular function (GO): CD4 receptor binding
Source: RefSeq, a predicted model, not a curated record